ACUCCUUUGAUUGUUUGUGUUUUUUUUUUUUUUUUUGUUUUGGAUCAUCGCGACCCCGCAUCAUGCUCCCCUCGUGCUGCUCCAAGCCGACCGCCGCGUCCGGCAAGAGGAGCGCCACGGCCAAACUCCUCCUGGGGGUCUUCGUGGUCUACGUGGGCCACACCGCGUGGCUGCUUUACGGAUUCCUCAACGCCAAAACCUGCGAGGAGGGCCGGCGGGAGGGCUGCAUCACUUCCUACCUGUCGGACCGACCCAGACUGCAGCUGAGCGUGUUCACCUGCCUUGUUCCAGAGAACAGUCAGCUCCACCCGGUUCUCACAAUCGAUCCUUUUGACCCUCACUCGACAUUUGAGAGCCGGGUGAACGUUCCCCUCCCGGAAGAGACUCGAGCCAACGGCAGCUUGUACGCGGUGGUGUACGUCCACAAGGCCGGCGUUUCCCCGCUGGAGGACAGGCGAGAGGUCCACCGCGCAGCUCUGCUUACCGCCCAGAUCAGCCCCAGAGACCUGCAGAAGAGCUCCAAAGUACAGCGUCGCGUAUCCCACUGGAGACCCCGCCUGUCAGUCACGAUGAUGUCAGAGGACUUCAACUUCACCAAGGGAGGACUCCCCAGCGACAUGCGCCGCUACGUGAGAAUCUCCGUGGAAGGGAGACGCAUCGUCUACCUUCCCCUGCUGCUCAUCGACGAGCUCAGCUUGAGGGUCAGAGAUCUCCUGGAGAUCAACGGAAGCGCCACUGGUCUGCCCCUCACUGUGUCCUACGAGGGCGUUUCCCUGAGGACCUUCCGAUUUUGGGUCCAUCUCCAGGACGUGGUUUACUCCCUGCGGCAGUUCGGCUUCUCCGAGGCGUACAUUGAUGAGAUUAAAGGGACCCUGGCGGGCUCGAAUCUGUACCUGCUACUGCUGAACGCCCUCGUCACGGCCCUGCAACUCGCAUGUGAACUCCUGGCUCUCAAAAACGACAUCAGCUCCUGGAGGAAAAAGAAGAGCACGGCGGGAAUGUCCAGGAAUUCCGUUUUGUGGCGAAGUCUGGGCACGUUGCUGAUUUUCCUGCAUCUGCUGGAGGAGACCAGCCUGCUCGUGCUACUUCCUGUCGGGCUGGCAGCGUGCGUAGAGGUGUGGAAGGUGUUCAAAGUUUUCGGGAUCAAGGCGAACUGGGGACGAGCCUGCAUCCACAAGCUGGGCGAAGAAGAGCAGAGGACCGUCCAGUUCGACAAGCAGGCGUCCGCGUACUUGUCCUACUUGCUUUGUCCUCUGUGCAUCAGCGGAGCUAUUUUCUCACUGGCCUACUUACGGCAAAGAAAAAAAAACAAACCAAAACAAAACCAAAAUUGGCGGGACGAAGGUCUCCUCCCCCAUGGUUACUUUUCCUGGAUGGUCAACAGCCUGGUAACCGGAGUUUACGCGUUUGGAUUUCUGUCCAUGGCUCCUCAGCUUUUCAUUAAUCACAAGCUGAGAUCAGUCACCCACCUGCAGGGGGCAGUGUUGCUAUACAGAGGAGUCAACACGCUGAUUUCAGACCUUUGCUCCUGUGCCGCCAUCUUCUCCUCAUCUGAGGCUUUCUCGUCUUCGCACCAACUCUCCUGUUUCAGAGAUGAGCUCUUCUUCCUCGUCUACUUCUACCAAAGAAGGCGUUUUGGCCCGAAGGCCAGAAGACCCGAGAGCGGAUCCCACGGCAGGAAAGUCAAAAAGAGUCAGUGAGCGCGCGAGACGGCAAACGUCGACCUCGAGCUCGCCGGGCCUCCUCGCCUCGUUCAACUUCCUUCUUUCACGCACGCCGUCGUACAUGCGUCAUCCGCGAGAGUGCGGAAUCUCAUUAAUAAUCGAUGCACGUUCUUAAUGCUCACAAUAUUCAUGUGUCCAUCCAUUUUCUUAGCCGCUUAUCCUCACGAGGGUCGCGGGGAGCGCUGGAGCCUAUCCCGGCUGUCAACGGGUAGGAGGCAGGUUACAUAUUGAACUGGUCGCCAGCCAAUCGCAGGUCACAACCGCACUCGCAAUCACACCUACGGACGAUUUAGAGUGUCCAAUUAAUGAUAUACAUCUUUUUGGGAUGGGGGAGAGCCCACCCGGAGAAAACCCACGCAGGCACGGGGAGAACAUGCAAACUCCACACAGGCGGGUCUGGGAUUGAACCCAGGACCUCAGAACUGUGAGCCCAACGCUUUACCGGCUGAGCCACCGUGCCGCCCAAAAUAUUCAUUUCAUCCGUAUUUUCACUGCAAGUGUAAAUAGGCCCGAUGCAAAGUGCUGAAUAUGAAAAGAAAUGUAACGCGCCAAACACUUUGUAAUUGCCUACGGCUACGAUUUUGCACUUGCUGAAUAAAACGAUGUUUUUGUUUGUGCUUCACGU
Syngnathoides biaculeatus (alligator pipefish) is the source of this 2349-nucleotide messenger RNA. RefSeq names its product lipid scramblase CLPTM1L-like. The record is from RefSeq and is a predicted model, not a curated record. The coding region runs from base 63 to 1700 and encodes 545 amino acids. Gene Ontology annotation, cellular component: endomembrane system; membrane. NCBI's taxonomy places the organism in Eukaryota, Metazoa, Chordata, Actinopteri, Syngnathiformes, Syngnathidae. The transcript has 18 exons.